This is a messenger RNA of Heterobilharzia americana, 558 nucleotides long. The record is from the annotation of a GenBank genome assembly. Lineage: Eukaryota; Metazoa; Platyhelminthes; Trematoda; Strigeidida; Schistosomatidae.
AUGGAUCACAAUGAACUGAUUUCACUUCCAAUGGAUGCAUUUACGAAUUACAAAAAUUUAAGAAAAGUUGUUUUAGACAACAAUCAAAUCUCGUAUAUUCAUCCUCAAGCUUUCAGCAAUCUACAAGAACUUUCCAUUUUAUAUAUGAGUUCAAAUGAAAUGGGUUUACUGCCAUCAAAUAUAUUCUCUAAACUUUCAAAUCUAAAAAUACUAUAUUUACAUCGAAAUAAAAUUUCCUGCAUACAGAGAGGAUCUUUUGCAGGUUUAGAACACCUACAAAUCUUACACUUAUCAAACAACCGUAUACAAACAUUCCCAAGAAAUAGUUUUGAAGACUUACGUCGAUUGAAAUAUCUUUAUUUAGUUCACAACCCACUUAUAUGCGAUUGUCAGAUAGCUGCUUGGUUACCAGCUUUUCUAACUGAAAAAGAAGCUGGUGGUACACAGUGGGCUAGAUGUGCAGAACCAUUAAAUGUUCAAGGUAGUCAUGUACGCGAAUUACUACCGCAUAUAUUACAAUGUCCAAGUAAGUUUCUGCUGCAACUUAAAUGUACAUGA